Spea bombifrons (plains spadefoot toad) is the source of this 1074-nucleotide messenger RNA. Its product is annotated as ficolin-2-like. The transcript is spliced from 8 exons. NCBI's taxonomy places the organism in Eukaryota, Metazoa, Chordata, Amphibia, Anura, Pelobatidae. The coding region runs from base 21 to 926 and encodes 301 amino acids. The record is from RefSeq and is a predicted model, not a curated record.
GUCAGGACGGAGGGUUUGCCAUGCUGAGCGCAGCGGCCCUAAUCCUCUGGCUGGGGGCCACGCUGGCUAAUGCCGAGGACUCGUGCCCAGAAGUGAAAGUUCUAGGAAUUGGCGACUCGGAGAAGCUGACUAUACUCAGAGGAUGUCCGGGGAGUCCAGGGUCUAAUGGUCUGAAAGGGGACGUUGGAUCCCCAGGGCAGAAAGGUUCCAGCGGAGACGCAGGAAAGGCCGGCCCCCCGGGACAAAAAGGAGAGAAGGGGGACGUCGGCGCUCAGGACUCGUCAUAUACCCCAAGGAACUGUAAGGAGCUGCAGCACCAGGGGGCCGUGCUGAGCGACUGGUACACCGUAUACCCCGACGGCCGGACCCCGCUGAAGGUGCUGUGCGACAUGCACACCGACGGAGGAGGCUGGAUAGUCUUCCAGAGACGCUGGGACGGGUCGGUGGACUUCUUUCGUGACUGGAAUUCUUACAAGGUGGGGUUUGGAAGUCGCCUCAACGAGUUUUGGCUGGGAAACGAAAAUCUCCACACCCUGACGUCUUCAGGUACGUGGGAGCUACAGGUUGAUCUACAAGACUUUGAAAACACGAAAUACGUGGCUAAAUAUUCAUCCUUUAAGGUUUCUGGAGAGUCCGAUCUUUAUAAAUUAUCGCUGGGAGAUUUCAAGGAGGGGAAUGCAGGAGACGCGUUGAUUUAUCACAAUAACAUGAACUUCAGCACCAAAGAUCGAGACAACGACCUGAACGGCGGGCCGUGCGCCAUUACCACCAAGGCGGGCUGGUGGUUCAACAGCUGCUUCUAUUCAAACCUCAAUGGGCUCUAUCAUCUAAAUAACGGAAUCCAAUACGGAGUGAACUGGAGGACAGCCAAAAACAAUUUCUACUCCUACAAACACUCGGAGAUGAAGAUCCGAGCCGUUCACUGACGCAGCAAAGGCAGGAGGAGGAAUGGAUGACGAUGAGAGCGCGAAACGCGUCGGCUUCACUUAAUUCGCCCCUCUUUUACUGCUUAUGGUUUUUAUGGCUUUUAUUCCAAUAAAAUUUUGUUUAUCUGACCUAACCUUACACCCAAAA